Molecule: messenger RNA, 3431 nt
Organism: Nothobranchius furzeri (turquoise killifish)
Lineage: Eukaryota; Metazoa; Chordata; Actinopteri; Cyprinodontiformes; Nothobranchiidae
Source: RefSeq, a predicted model, not a curated record
AGAUCCGUGAGGCGUUUCGAGUUCUGGACCGAGAUGGGAAUGGUUUCAUCUCCAAGCAGGAGCUGGGAAUGGCCAUGCGCUCUCUGGGUUACAUGCCCAGCGAAGUGGAGCUGGCCAUCAUCAUGCAGAGACUGGACAUGGACGGGGACGGCCAGGUGGACUUUGAGGAGUUCAUGACGAUACUGGGGCCCAAGCUGCUGUCGUCCGAUAACAGAGAAGGAUUCCUGGGCAACACCAUCGACAACAUCUUCUGGCAGUUCGACAUGCAGCAGCUGUCUCUGGAUGAGCUGAAGCAGGUGCUGUUCCACGCCUUCAGGGACCACCUGACAAUGAAGGACAUUGAGAACAUCAUCAUCACGGAGGAGGAGAGCCUCAACGAAACCUCAGGGAACUGUCCUGAGUACGAAGGAGUUCAUCCUAAGAAGAAGAAUCGGCAGACGUGUGUCAGAAAAAGCCUGAUCUGUGCUUUCGCCAUGGCAUUCAUCAUCAGUGUCAUGCUCAUCGCUGCCAAUCAGAUGCUGCGAAACGGCAUGGAGUGAAAACCAGUUGCACUGUGAGCAUGGGAAGUGGACAGAAACAGCCAUGACCUCACAUUUUGUCUUUGCAGCCAAAGCUGGACCAGCCACAACCCAAGCACUUCUCUAAGCAAUCAUUUGAGUUUAUUAUUUUUAUUUAUUUAUUUUUUUACUUAUGACAUGGACAUUGUGGGUGGAAUGUGGAGAGAUGGGCUUGUUUUGAGAAGAAGAUGUCACCAUACAGAGUCACCGGACUUGAGAUGAUCUUAUGAAAAACCUUAACUGCAAACGAAUAAUGGUUUUAUAUAAAAUCGUGACACUGAACAGGAAUUGCUUUGCUGUUUAAAAGAGCAAAACCACCCUUUAAACUUCAUUUUCUAAUUGACGGUGAUGCUUAUCAGAUGCUUUGAUCCAUUCCGAGCUUUCAAAAACAUGUGGUUAUGGCAGACAGCAUCGUUCUUUCCCUCCAAACGAUGACCUGAAUGUGGUCUGAGUGAAUGUGAACACUAAACAUCAGCCAGAGUGUUUAGAAACAUAGCAAAUUCCUUCUGUUUCAUGUACCUGUGUGUCUGUGUCACAUUAUGUGUGGAGCAUUUACAUCCUCAGCUCAGUUAGCAAACAUUAAAAAUCUUUAUUUGUCUGAAGGAAGCACAACUUAAAACUCAGCGAGGGACCACUCGAGAGCCAUUCCUCUGUCAUUCUCUCAAUUGAUUGGUUGUGUUGCAUUUGUGUGAUGCGUAAAAGACAGGGCUGUCCACAUUCAUUAUUCGCUCGUGCUGCCAGAGAGGUGUGAACUGUCAGAAGACCAGAGAGGGUUUGAUUAUCCUCAUGAACAUGCAAAGAGAGAAAAAUGGGGGAUUUCUGCUCAGCAUCUCAUUGCAACACGGCCCAGCUGUGCUAAAUGUUAAUCACACAAAAGCAUGACAGCAUACACACUGCCAUUAACUCCAGCUCCCCAAGGAUUUCACUGUAUAUAUCGUGCUACAUAGAUUGUGAAACGUGUUACUCCUCUCAGCAGCAGUAUGUGUGAAAGAGAAUAAAAACAAGAGUUUUAUCAGGAUAGGUCACAGAGCCGAGGGUUUUCAGGAGUCUUCUUGGAAAAUGUGUCCCUCUGGUGGUAAAACUGAAAACUGCAGCUAAAACCUGUGCUCAAGUGAAUAUUUCCGUUUCUUUUUUUACAAACUACAUGUUGCUGCUCAGGACUAGAAAAUAAAACACACACCUGCUGCAGAAACUGUGAUACUUUCAGAGGGUCUAUAAACAGUUCUGUCUUCUUAAAUACCUUGAAGUAAUUAAUGCUUAAAGUUUUGUGGCGCCUGUUUACAGUUAGGCUCCUCUUAUAAAUAACUAAUAAACUGUUUAUAAAAAUCAAUCUGUCCAGCCAUGUUCUAUACCUGCUUGUCCACGCAGGUGCCCAUCUCCAGCAAUAUCUGUGCAAUCAGGCAGAGUACAUCCUGGACAGGUUGCCAGUCCGACACAGAGCAGAGACACAGGACAAACAACCAAGCACGCACACAAUCACACCUAAGGACAGUCUUUUUUCUUUUGUUUGAUUUGGGAGGAAGCCUGAGAGAACCCACGCGUGCACAGGGAGAACAUGCAAACUCCAUGCAGAAAGACCACAGGCCAUGAUUCAAACCCAAGACCUUCUUUGUGCAAGGCUGCAGCACUAGUAAACAAAUAUUAUUGGUUUAUAAAGUGUUAAAGGCUGCAUUAAUUAGAGGAGCUUACUGUAAAGUAGUGUUACUAAUUAUUAUUGGUGCACAUCUCACUAAGAUUAAAUCUUAGAAUGAGGGUGUCCUUUAUUUGAAAUGACGUCAGAGUUUAUCUCUAAACGAAUUAUCAUGUUUGGGAGCAUCACAUGGUGAAAAAUGAAAAUAAAUCACUGGAUUAAUCUUAUUAAACAGAUGAGCUCUCUGCACCUGAUGGUGACUUUUUACUGUAAUAUUAUUUAGAUGAGAGACUGAUUUAAAUAGGUUCACUUGUCAUUUUUCUAGUAGACUUUCUUUUUUUAACUGAUCUGCAAAGCUGAGACACUGCUGGUCUGCUUUUGUGAGAAUAUAAAAGGUAAAAGAAGGGAGAGGGCUUUUUAUUUUCAAAAACAAGCAAAAACAUUAGCUUUGUACGAUCAAAUACCUUGUAUAUUGUGAAUCAGUGUGCAUGUUGUUGUUUAGAUAUUUACGUCUUUGAAGAAAGACAAUCCAAUCACUCUUUCUUUACGGUGGCACAGCCUUGGUUUCUGUAUGAUUAUAUACCCUAUCUAUACAGUGACAGCCAUUUUUUAUAGUUUAUACCAGCUAUGAAUCAAAUCAGAGAGCGGAAGAGGGCAUUUUCAUAAAUAUGCAAAUACAAGGUCACGUCAUCAUCAUCGUCUCUGUUUCUCAUCACUGCAGGUCUCACUGUGGACGGAUGAACACCAGAUACAAUGUUAGGUUUAAAUUCUCACUUCCUCAUAGUCCUGUAUAUGUGUGUUUGUAUAAUGUAUGAUACACUUGUCUUAGAAACUCUCAGCACACCAACGUUUUCUGUUGUCUGCCACUGUGGCGCCUUUUGAAACCAGCAUUAAUCACUUUGUCUCCAACUAUCAUGAUGCACAUUUAAACCCGCAUGACUCUUGACUCUUUUUCAAAAUUCAUCUGCGACGGGACAAGACGGCCAGCUCACGACGUUCAUGUUUUUGAUGUUUGUUUUUAACCACAACAUGUUUUUACCAGUUGUAGAUUGUACAGAGAUGCAGUAAACACACAUAUGUAACACAACGUUGGCAUGCUGCUUAGAAAAGGAGGAAGAAAAGAGCAAUAGUAAUCAAAUGGAUAUCUAAAAUGCAAAAUUUAACCUGUUUAAUCAAAAAGAAAAUUAUUAUAUAUAUAUAUAUAAAUAUAUAUGUUUAUGCAAUAAAACCUGGUUUUGAUAGAA